This is a messenger RNA of Dicrocoelium dendriticum, 852 nucleotides long. Lineage: Eukaryota; Metazoa; Platyhelminthes; Trematoda; Plagiorchiida; Dicrocoeliidae. The record is from the annotation of a GenBank genome assembly.
CAAUCGCAGGUAGAAGAACAUCCACUGGGCGAAAUGAUGUACAUUUGGUUUGUAUCUUUCAAUUUGCUUGCACUGUUUGAUCAGUCAUACGCAAUCGUUAAAUUGACUGUCCAGUUGUCGGCCCUUGCAUUAAAAAGGGAGAACGGAGACGUAACGGUGCUGCACUCGAACGAUUCUUGUCUCCUAUUGAAAACACGCGGUUGGCGUAAUUGGAUUUCUGGACUUUUUGUGGACUGCAAUUCUUCACCCGUCAGAGCGCAGGAGGUUGCUCCGUGGUAUCCCCUACAACUUACAAUGGAUGAGACGAAAUUCCCCGUUGAAUACCACAAGUUAACGACAUUUGCAAAGGAAUGGCAAAUCAACCGUUUACUCAAUGUCGAGGAAAAUAAUUGCUACACUACAGUAAUCCUAGAAAGCGAGCGUCCUAGCCUUGCCACCGGAAAAAGCAACAACACCGGUGGAUAUAUACUAACUGGGCCGACAUGGACAAACGUUUGCCAAACCAGUUGUCUUAUUAAAGUAACGCUUGUCCGUGUGUUGACAAGUAAAAUCCAUAUUAAAGUCCUGUAGAGGACAAGGAUAAAAAUCCACGUUAUAUUCAGGGGCUGGCAGCAUUUCCGUAAACAGCACACGCGUGAAGGUAAUUUUUACACUCUAACUGCACUUCUCAUGUGUUUUUUGUAUAAAUACUCAGCUUCGAAAAUAAGGCAAAUUCGUCGAUGGAAAGUUCUCCGUCAUGAAAUGUUACCGAAUAGGGGGUGAUGUGAAGCAAGGAAGAAAACGAAAGCGAAUCGUGAACUAUAGACUGGUUGUACUGCAAAAAAUCUCAAGUGACGCUAUUAGUGCAGAUGC